This is a messenger RNA of Mesocricetus auratus (golden hamster), 3523 nucleotides long. RefSeq names its product tetratricopeptide repeat domain 22 (gene Ttc22). Lineage: Eukaryota; Metazoa; Chordata; Mammalia; Rodentia; Cricetidae. The transcript has 8 exons. Gene Ontology annotation, molecular function: protein binding. The record is from RefSeq and is a predicted model, not a curated record. Bases 1093 to 2802 code for a protein of 569 amino acids.
UCUUGACUGCAGAAUGGCUAAGGAGUAGUAGAAGAUUCAAACCAAGGACCAUGGACUAGAGUCCUGGCUGAGAGACAGGCCUGAGCAGGUCAGGGAGGAUGAAGCAAGAGCCCAAACACAGGAUGAGUGAGGAAGGGUCCACAGUCCAGACCUGCCGGGAAGACUAGUCUACAGCGACUCUGCCUUGCCACACCGGGUACCACAGUCCAACCUGUACUGUAGAAGCCAGGUGACGGCUCCAACCUGAGAGGGAGAUAGGACACAGCAAGAAAACUGGGCUCGGGGCAGGGGACCAGCUGGGCACCAAUCCGGAGAGGUCCAGGCAGAUCCAGAGCAGCCAUCCAUCAGUUUACUCCGCAUCUUCCUGCCCCUUGGAGGCUACUGAAUCAUGUCGAGGAGGAGGAAGCCGGAGUAUAAAGGAUUGUGCUUUGUCAGGGACAGAGAAACAAAAGUAGACGCAGCUCCUGGGCGCCUUACUCUUGCGGUCUGGACUCACUGCUGAGAACAGGAGAGGCAGAGGUAUUCAAGUGAGAGGCCAGGUGCAUACUGGCUGGAGAAAGACGGAAGGAUAGUGGCUUCCUGUGUUCUGAGGAAGGGCACUGGGACACACCACAGCGCCGCCGCAGUGAGGGAGGCUUGCAUAGCUGGAAGGACCUGUCCUGACAGCUCUCUAUGGAGGGUGGAGCAGAGCCAGAGGAGGAAGGACCUGGCCGGCCUGGGCAACCUGAGGUUCCAGGUCUGCUUGGGUAUGCCCUGGUUCUGUGACCUUGGCCAGCACCUUUCUCUUCUAAGCCUAUUUUUCUUCGUCUGCUGAGUAGUCAAAAUCUGCCUUUGCCACUCACCGGAUUUGUGAGCCUCUCAUUUGGUAAUGGACCACGCCUGUUUUUCAGACACACCUGCUUGUGCAAUGCCGAUGUCUAGCAGCGAAAGCGGAAACACCUACAGGGCGAGCCCUCCACCGGCUCUGGAAGCCACCCACUUGCAAGAGGUGCCUAGGACCGUCGUGUUGUGCGGAGCUCCCUCUGGGCUGCCCCAUCCACUGUCCUCCGCAGCCUUGGGAGCCAGGAGGGUCCAGGGCAGCCAGAGGCAGUCAUGACAGAGCCGGUGGCCGGGGCCGAGGACCUGGACACUCUCAUCGACGAACUGGAUUACCUGCCCGGCCACUUCCACCUGGAGAUGCAGCUCAACUUCGAGCCGCGCUCACCGGCUCAGCUGCGUGCCCGGGACCUGAAGCUCCAAAGGGAGGGUCUGCGACAGGAGCUGGAGCUGGUGGCCACCCCGCAGCUGCCUGCCCUGCGUCACCUCCUGGGAACCUUUUCCUUCUACCUGGAGGAGCUGGAGGAGGCCCGCGAGCGUUUCCUGGAGGUGGCCCGCGAAGACCCUAGCAGCCUCAACGCCUGGGCCAAUCUGGCACACGUCUACGGGCAGCUGGGCCAGGAGGAAGAAGAGGAGGCUUGCACCGCUAGACUGGCCAGCCUCAUGGGCCUGGCAGGGGACCCCGAGGAUUCAGGAGACCCACGGCUUCGCGCUGCCCGCUGCCUGGCAGAGCAGGGAUAUGCACACGGCUUCGAUGUGGGCUGUGCCAGUCCAGAGGAGCGUGCUCAAGUACUGGAGGCGGGUAUCGCGCUCUACGAUAAGGCGUUGGGCUAUGGGCAGCAGAUCCCAAUAGAGGAGAAAAGGAGCUGGUAUUUUACCAUGGCAACGCUCUUCAUCAGGCUGGAUGGCAUCUUGCUGGAGAUGGGCAGCGAGGAGCAGAAAAGGCUGCCAGCCUUCAACCGCACCCUGGCCUUACUGCAGCAAGUCCUCAAGUCCUCAGACUCCCGACACCAAGCUUUGGCCUGGUGCUACGUCGGCAUGCUGCUAGAGAGGAAGGACACCUUCUUUACCACCCCCAUGGGUGUCCAUGAAUGUGGGUACUCGGGGACGGAGCCGCUGGACUGCUUUGGCAAGGCCAUUGAGAUCGCCAGGGACCAACCUCCCAUCCUGAAUCGCCUGGCCAAAAUCUUCCACUUCCUAGGAAAGCAGGAUUUGGCCAUAGGAACUUGCAACAUGGCCCUGGAUGUGCUUAGAGACCCACAACUCAACUGGCAGGCGUACUGCACCAGGGCCAAGGUCCAAAUCAGAGCCUAUGUCCACGACCUGGAACGGGCCAAGGUGGGACUUGGGGGUAUGCCCGACAGGAACCACCUGGCCUGUGCCAAAGCUGACCUUGAGGAAGUGGUCAAGGUGUACCCAGGCCUCAGGACCUACCUAGACAUCGGCCAGGUUUACUACUACAUGGGCGUGGAUGCCAUGCGGGAGCUGCUGGCAGUGGAUGAGGCCGCGCUCAACCAGGCGCUGGUCUUCCUGGCGAAGGCUGGCGAAUUGGAGCUGGGAGACACAUUGCCCGAGCUGCAGCUGCUACGUGGUAAAUGCUUGCGAGUCCAGGGCGAGGACGCCAACGCUGCAGCCUGCUUCAAGCGUGCAGUGGAGUUGGACGACGCAGGAUCCAGUCACACCGAGAGCUUUGGCUGCCUGCUCGAGGCACUGCUAGCCCAGUGGAGCCAGGCACAGCUGAGCGACAGCGAGGUGGGCUGCGAGGUGGACAUCUGGCUGUGCCACGCCCAGAGCAAGUACCCGGCCACACGCCUGCGCCAGGAGCUACAGCGAGUGUGGCGCAGUCACACGGAUGACGUCCUGGGUCUGGCUAACACCUUAGUAGCCCAGGGACGGCCAGCGCUAGUGCGGCUGCUCUUUGAAACCAUGGAACAUGAGGGUGAGGACACUGGAGGGCUAAGCAAACGUCGGGCGUCCUCCUCCUGAGUCAGGUGCUGAUGCCCUGAUGAGGCCCAGACCGGAACCCCACCCAGGUGACUGAAUCUAGUCAUGGCACUCAAGACAGGUCACCGGGUGAGCGGAGCCAGAAUGUUUUCAACACUGGGUUAUAAUUUAGUCGAAGGUCUGCCUAACAAGCAUGGGGCCCUGGUUCGUUUCCUCCUACACCUGGGGGAUGGAGGGUGGGGUGGGAGGAUCAAAGCAAACUUUCUCCUCCCACUGAAAUUGUGAAUGGGUAGCUUUGAGACAUUUUGUAAAUUUGAAAUACCCAUAGGACAGUAAUGGGCACUUGCGGGAAAAUCUGCAGAGCAAGGAGUCUGGGAGCAGGCAUGAGAGACCACUGGAAAACUGCCACUUGGGGAAAAGAAAUUUACAGACAUGCAGCAAAGAUAGAAUGGCUCAAGUCUCCUGACAGAAAGGAUAGCUUCUCAGAUGUGACUGUCUAUCCCAGAUGUCUGAGUGGCUGCCAUUGGAGUCCCAAAGGCCACAGAAAGUUUAGCUGAGUGGGUCUCAAGUCCUCAGUCAGAAAAGCCUCGGCAGCACAGACCAAGGAGGCACUGUGCGUGGGUGCAACAGGGUUCUGACUCCAGUCUUGGUGCUCAGAGCCAGUUCCUACCUCUCCAUCGGCUUCAGCAGGUCUCUGCUUUGGCCAGCCUUCUUGGAAGGCUUCCCAAAGUCCCUGAAAUAAAACACAUCAGAAACACCCUUA